This is a messenger RNA of Cladocopium goreaui, 1635 nucleotides long. The record is from the annotation of a GenBank genome assembly. NCBI's taxonomy places the organism in Eukaryota, Dinophyceae, Suessiales, Symbiodiniaceae.
GUUAGUGGGAGCGGGCUUCGUAGAGAUCUAGUCCCGCAUUAGUUGGCACCCGUGUUGUGCCAUCGGGUUGACAGAGGUGGAGCACCUCUGGAUGGUCAUGGAUCGGAGUGUGCUGGCCACACGGCUCCACGGAAGAGGGUUUCAGGUGGUCGAGCCAUUGAAAUGCGCUGGUCAUGCAUCCAUCUUCCGCGUCCGUGAAAGCGAGGAAUGUGACACCGAACCCUCUGUUGCCAAGGUAGUAUGCCUUAGCGGUUUGGAUGUGCCUGGUCAACGCGCGGCACAACAAGAGGUCAGCCUUCUGAAAGGGUUGUCGGCCCAUCCAAACCUCAUUGCCUACAAGCAAAGCUUUCUGGAAGAUGGCGGUCUUUUGUUCAUCAUCAUGACCCUGGCAGAGGAUGGGGACCUUUGUCGAGUAGUCGGAGAGGCACAAGUAGCUCGCCGGGUUUUGCCCGAAACUGCAGUACUGACCUGGUUGCGCCAGACCCUUCUUGGCCUGGAGCACCUGCACAACCAGGGAGUUGUUCAUCGAGAUCUAAAGAGUUCAAACAUCUUCCUAUGCGAUGGCCGGCGACGGAUCCGCAUUGGUGACUUUGGUAUAUCCACUGUGCUGCAGAGUACAGCAUUUGCCUCCUCGUGUGUUGGCACCCCAGCCUACAUGUCGCCUGAGCUCAUGAGGAACGAGCGGUAUGACUUUCACGUGGACAUGUGGGCCCUUGGGUGCAUAUGCUUUGAGCUGUGUAGUCUUGACUUGCCCUUCGCCGCAGCUUCCUUGCUGCAGUUGGCCAUGCAGGUGAUGGAUUCUGAACCUGCCUGGGAAAAAUUGGAGGGUAGAAGUGAAGAGUUGAUCAAUGCGAACCGAUGGCUCCUUCAAAAGGAGGUCACGAAUCGGCCAACUGCAAGUUGCCUGUUGCAAGGGCCCCUUUUUGUGGCGGGUGGCCGUGCCAGCCUUGGUCCCAGUGAGGAGGAGUGGCUCAGCCUGGUGGCACCAGACCUUGAUGGUGGUUGCGACAAGAGAAGCCAAGCCACUGCAAGCACAGCGGCUUUGUCUGGCUCGGACACUUUCAGCUCCAAAGGCUUGACGAGUUUGGCGAUGGCAAUGCCAGAGGAAUCCACAAACACAAUGACUACUGCUACUACCGCGGAGACAACAAGUUUGGUGGAGACACCGGCAAUUGUCAGCUUCGAUCGCGUCUUGCAGCAAGCUCGAGAGGAGAGACACGAAUUUUCCAAAGAUGAAUUUGCUGAAAUCCUGACAACGCAUCAACAUUCCUUGUUAAAACAACUCAACACAGUCCAGCACAGCUCGCUUCUGGGCUUUGGAGAGCACAGCCGAGCUCAUCCGGGACUUUCAAACUUGAUUUUGGUCAUCCUCAGGGUGUGAGGACAGCACUCAAACUGCAUCCUAUUGCGGGCAAGAGACACCUGUGCUAGAAUGCCAUCAACAGAGGAGUCAAGUGGCAGAGACCGUCAUGUAGCAAAGCUCCAUUAGACUUGUUCUGUGAUUUCUGUUCUCUGGAUGUCUAGCUCUGAUAGUCCAAUUCAGCUUGCACGUGUAGGAAUAGUAUAGAAUAGUGCUGUUCUGGAACACCAGACGGGGUUCCGGCAUCCCACUGGCCUGCUUUGCACCAGUUGGUC